CCACAAGUUGCCUCCGUGAUUUGACAAACUUUCGGCUUGCGUCUCUCUCUAUCCAUCGCAUAUUUUGUCUGGAUGUGUAAUCUACGUUGCAACUCGCUAAACGUAAAAUGCAAACCGCAGCCAGCAAAACACGGCAAGUAAGAACUCGCACGCGUUAAUUACUGAAAAUGGCUGCAAAUCAGGCACCUACGAAGUAUCAGCAUGCAUUAGACGUGAAAGAUGUUUAUAGCUUAAGCUCAGAAAAAUUGGUGGUCCGUAUAUUACUAAGUGCAGAUCAAGCCCGAGUUUGGCAGUCUAAAACAGUGUCGAUUGAAGGUUUAGAGACGACACUGCAUUUACAACCUUUUCCUACGACCCAUGUAAUACUGCAAGUGAGUGGUGAUGUUGACCAGUUGGCUCAAGGUCUUGUAGAAAUUGUGAAAGGCAUUGACAAAACUCAAAAUUCUCAGUCGUUAUGUAUCUCGUUGGCUAUUUCGACCAUAUUACUAGGGUCUACAACCUUUUACAGUCAAAAUUUUGUUCCAAAAUCGCACAGUGCUGCCCCAAACGUGAGCAUAAAACGCAGCGUAUCCUAUUUGCCUCGUUCUACCGAAAGGGCGCUUACGGUCUGUGGUCCUGCUGAAGAGUUCAGCAAGUCGCUUGAACAAAUUCUUAAACUGUUACAAGAAAGAACUGCUGCGCUUGAAACUUCGCGGGUUGUUCCUUAUGUACCGGAACCCGUAUAUGGUUUGUAUGGCUCUCCAGCGACAUUCCAAUCGAUUCCCGCGUCCAGUACUUUAUUAACACCCAAUAAUCCGUACGGUAUCGCUCCUGCUUCACUCAUAUCAGCAACUGCAAAUCCCGAUCCCCUUGGAGCGAGCCAGGUUAUUCAACAUCCUGGCCCAUCUAUCCCACCAAAUACCGUCAGUCAACGUGUCAUCACGCAGCAAUUCAGCGUACCAAAGGCUCUUGCGCAAUCCGUUCUUUCUCGUUCACCGACAAAGUUGCAAGAAGUGGCCCAAGAUUGCAAUACACAAAUUGAGCUUCCGCAGGCAGACGCACAAAACGAUGAACAGAUUCUCUUGAUAUCCGGUUCAGCCGAAGCUGUUCAAAUGACCCUCGUCUCGCUUUACGCUCUUUUUGAUUCCCAAAACCAACCACAGCAGUAAGUGGUUUUAUUAGAAAACGACUCGUAUACUCAGGCUACCGUUUCCGUUUAAGAUGAAUGGAGCUAAGCUAAAAAGAAAAUGUACAAACGUAACGUUCAUUGAUGCAUUACCAGAUUUGAAAUUCAGGGACUAAUCAUGUGGGGCGUGUGUGUUUUUUUUGUUUUUGUUUUUGCAAGUGUGUCCUGACUCUACUUGCAGCGUUUUUCAAUGAAUAAUGCCCUAUCAACUCCAAUUUCUUCAUACUCCUGUUUUGUAAUCCACAAGUGUUGGAAGGUAUUAAGGCUUGCAAGGAUGGAACCUCCGAGCCAUGUAGCAUUUUUACGUUCAGUUGCAGAGCCAUUCGCCAGAACGGUUACCCGGCUUCCUGGAGCCAUUCGCUGGAGCUCAGUCUGUAAACGUUCGGCCAAACCAGGAAUGAGAGAUGUGCCUCCAGUAAUGAUGAUGUUAUUGAGCAGUGUUGACCGUAUAUCGUUGUCGCAUGUGAGUAUGCUUUGAUGAACCAAUUGCGGCAAUCCCAUGGCACCCUGAGGUACACUUGUUGCAGGCGUUUCCCCAAAUGCAAGCGAAGGAUUGAAAAGGAUCUCCGCUAUACGAAAUCUUUCGCCGCCAAACUUCCAGCUAAUACCAUCCGGGAACUCAAACGGCUUUGGUGUCCGUACAGAAGCACUUCUCUCAUUGAAUGGGGAUUCUAGCAUCUGAAGUACACUUUCCUUCCACUCUUCAAUUACUCGGUUCUUUUCCAACUCCUCGUACGAGGCAGUCAAUCCCUCGACAGGAUUAUACAUAACAGAUGCCAUUCCUUCAUUACCGUCCACAUUUGUUGCUUUUCGAGCGACACGGUAAUGCGGAUGAAUGGGAAUGUGCAGGUUUUCGAGCAUGCGCUCAAUGUUCGCGUUUAAAAAGUCACCAGCCAAAUUCUGUUUCAUCAGGCCUUUACGGACUGCUAGUCCAUCAACGACCGGCGUAACACUCACAUACUUGGAGCCCAAAUUAACAACAAGUGCCGUAGCCCGAUUAUUGGCGAACGCAGCACACACAGCUUGUUUGCUGAGAAAGAAUGCCGGAACUUUGAAUUGUUCAAAAGCAGUUUCCAUAGUUUGUUGCCGCACAUUCCGAGGGUUCCAGCUAGGUUCUGUCACCAUCAUUGCGUAUUCGGAAGCAUCAACUCCUAGCUUAUCGUUUAACCCACGCUUCCAAAUAUUUAAUGUAGAGUUCCAAUCUUGGACGACACCAUCACUCAACCCACUGAGAAUCUCCAUAUGAGGAAUUGGGGCGUGAAGUUCGAGCUGGUCAAUAACGAAGCUUGAUUCACCAGUAGUUUUGUUUUUUUUUACACCGUAUUUAGACGGAAGAACAACGGUAGGAGCAUCAUCACCGGCAUAACCAAACCGGGCCCAGCAAGACCCUUGAUCAAUGACAAGAGCCGGAACGUCUGCGUUUAUGUGUUAGAAUUCUGUUAUUGUUGUUGGUGAUAAUAUUCCCGAAAAGUGGAAAGCUCCUUUAGUGACAUACCUAUAUUACUGGAUGUCUGGGACAUUGUUAGGCGAGUUUUAACGCGGUUUUACCAGAACAAUAAAUCUUUUUCGUGUUCCUUAGGGUCCUCCUACCUUUUCGUCGCAGUGCUUACUACUGUAACACCAAGAGCACUUUCGGUGUAGUACUUUGGGAAGAGAGGACAAAAAGUGUUUCAAGGCCAAUCUGCAGUGAAGCAAGACAAGAAGGCCAUAUUUGUAGCAAUGAGACAUAAGGACAUAGAAUAAGUAUGUGUGUGUUUUUUUUUUGUCCGAUGAAUCGACUUCUCGUAUUGGGAAUAAACAAAUCUCCUCACAACGGUUCUUUUCCUUGGAACAGAUCCCUCAGAUUUCCUCGUCUCUAUCUCUAGCUCUUGAUUCCAUAGUUUUUAUUACAUUGUAUUAGUAUUAGCGUAGAAAAGACACAGCAACGAAAACCGAAGGUGCUGCCAAUCCAACGAUUUUCCUUGUUAAUGCCUGUAUUAGAAAGAAAACACCGCGUUUAGGCGCAACUUCGAGUACAAAUUGGGCAUGUGCCGGUUGUUAGCGCACAAGCAUACAUAUAUAGCUCUUACGAACUUGAGCCUCCCAUGCCUGCUGCUAACGUCAAGUACCACGUCUUCGUAGCACCAUCAUCCAAGUCCGCAUCCGUAAAGUCCGAAGACGUGAACUCGUUGUACGCAGCAGUGGGAUUGU
Messenger RNA from Schizosaccharomyces japonicus yFS275, 3355 nucleotides. Its product is annotated as U1 snRNP-associated protein Usp108. The coding region runs from base 168 to 1148 and encodes 326 amino acids. The record is from RefSeq and is a predicted model, not a curated record. Gene Ontology annotation, cellular component: U1 snRNP. The transcript has a single exon. Lineage: Eukaryota; Fungi; Ascomycota; Schizosaccharomycetes; Schizosaccharomycetales; Schizosaccharomycetaceae. Gene Ontology annotation, molecular function: mRNA binding; RNA binding.